UCUGUACUGUCGCUCUCGGAUGACGUAGUUCAGUCGGUGUUUUUACCAUGGCGGCUAUCUUCUAAUUGAUAGAAAAAUGUUUGUGUUGUAGCCGCAAGAACGCUCGUAGUUUCUCAGACAAAUUCAGAACAUAUUCCUUUCAAAAUGAAUAACAGAACGUCUUAUUUUUAUGACCCGGACGUGGGCAACUUUCAUUAUGGUGCCGGCCACCCCAUGAAGCCUCACCGUCUGUCUCUGACCCACAGUCUGGUGUUGCACUAUGGGCUCUAUAAGAAAAUGAUGGUGUUCAAGCCAUACAAAGCGUCUCAGCACGACAUGUGUCGGUUCCACUCUGAAGACUAUAUAGACUUCCUGCAGAAGGUCAGCCCCAACAACAUGCAGGGCUUCACCAAGAGCCUUAACACUUUCAAUGUGGGAGACGACUGUCCCGUGUUUCCAGGUCUUUUUGAGUUUUGCUCAAGAUACACAGGAGCAUCCUUACAGGGAGCCACGCAGCUCAACCACAAGAUCUGCGACAUUGCCAUCAACUGGGCUGGAGGGUUGCAUCAUGCCAAGAAAUUUGAGGCGUCUGGGUUUUGUUACGUAAAUGACAUCGUCAUCAGUAUACUGGAGCUUCUCAAAUACCACCCGAGGGUUCUGUACAUCGACAUAGACAUUCACCAUGGUGACGGCGUACAGGAAGCCUUCUACCUGACUGACCGCGUCAUGACCGUGUCCUUCCACAAAUAUGGGAACUACUUCUUUCCGGGAACAGGUGACAUGUACGAGGUGGGAGCAGAGAGUGGCCGCUACUACUGCCUCAACGUUCCCCUCAGAGACGGCAUCGACGACCAGAGCUACAGGCAGCUGUUCCAGCCGGUUAUUAAACAGGUGGUGGAUUUCUACCAGCCGACCUGCAUCGUCCUGCAGUGUGGAGCAGAUUCUCUGGGCUGCGACAGACUCGGCUGCUUCAACCUCAGUAUACGAGGACACGGAGAGUGUGUGGAGUUCGUAAAGAGUUUUAAGAUCCCUCUACUUGUCCUGGGAGGAGGAGGGUACACGGUGAGGAACGUGGCUCGCUGCUGGACCUUUGAGACAUCUCUGUUAUUGGAUGAACCCAUCAGUGAUGAGCUGCCUUAUAGCGAGUAUUUUGAGUACUUCGCUCCAGAUUUCACGCUGCAUCCAGAUGUUAGCACCAGGAUAGAAAACCAGAACUCCAGACAGUAUCUGGAGCAGAUUCGUCAGACAGUGUUUGAGAACUUGAAGAUGUUGAACCACGCGCCCAGUGUCCAGAUCCACGACGUCCCCUCUGACAUGCUGAGCUACGAACGCACCGACGAGCCCGACCCUGACGAGAGGGGGGGAGAGGAACACUACACCAGGCCGGAGGCAGCCAAUGAAUUUUACGAUGGUGACCACGACAACGACAAAGAAAGCGACGUCGAGAUUUGACCUGAGGAUGAGGCGGAGCGGAGCUUUUCCUUACAGCGUUCUGUUGCAUCAUAUCCAAACAUCACCGCAGCUUUUACAGAAACCUCAACAUUCUGGAAGGACUGAAAAGACUUGAGCUCUGUUCCUGCUGUUUUUUAGUAGGUUCUCUUUUUAAAAGUCCUCAAUCAGCCACCAUCAUGGUCCUUACACCACCGUAACUCAUCAGAACAGAUAUGACGUUAGAACAGCAGUAUUGCCAUUUCUUUUUGGAGCCAUCAACUUCUGUUACAACAGGAGGAGCCCAGAUUACACACUCUUUAAUAAUCCUGGCCAUAUCCAUAUGAUAUUCCUUCAUUGAAGCACCGUCCACUGGUACCAAGAUUCAAAAUGUAUAAUUUAGAUUUUGAUUAUAAACUUUUUCUCUUGACUUUUUUUCCAACUUGUUGUCUUGUUCAUGUUAUCAUAGUAAUGAAAUGUAUUUGGAAAAUGUCAUCUGAACCAAAGGUUUGCAAGUUAUUUAAUCAACUGAGAUCAACUUGUAAACAGCAGAUGUGACAUCCAAAUGCAAUGUUUUUAGCAUCCAAAAUGUCAAGCAAGUGCUGUGUGAAAGAAUUAUGUGUAACAUGUGAAGGCACUCUUUGAAAGAAAAACAAACACCAGGUGAAAAGAUGUGAGGAGUUAUUUCAAUUGUGAGAAACUGUCUAAGUGCCUGCCACCCUACAUUAGCCUAGUUUAAACUGACAGAACCGUAUUAUUUCACAGCUUGUCAGUUGACAUUUGUCCGAAUGUUUUUUUACAAUCCUACAAUUAUUCACGUGCCUUACAGCGCAGUGAAGUCAAACACUGGUUUAGAGCUGGGCACUUAAUACACUUCCCUUUUAACCUUAUUUGGACUGGAACAUCUAUCAAUGAGGCAACUGGACUUUUUUCCUAUUUACAUUCCUUUCUCUUAACUCCUGGAUUCUCUGCCCAUUACUGUAUAUACACAUGAAUAGAUGUAUAAACUGUGAGUGUGUUCAUAUUGUAGACGAUGACACCUGUGGCGAUAUUGUUACACAUUUUUGUACUGAAGCAAGUCGAAAUACGUUCUAUUAUCCGCCACAUCACGUCCUCUUUUAGCCAGAAACAGUUUCAUGUGAUUUUUUUUAUAUUGUCUUCUUUUGUUUUUAAUAAAAAUUCUUAAAAUUGAAA
This is a messenger RNA of Eleginops maclovinus (Patagonian blennie), 2601 nucleotides long. RefSeq names its product histone deacetylase 3 (gene hdac3). NCBI's taxonomy places the organism in Eukaryota, Metazoa, Chordata, Actinopteri, Perciformes, Eleginopidae. The transcript has 15 exons. The coding region runs from base 145 to 1431 and encodes 428 amino acids. Gene Ontology annotation, molecular function: histone deacetylase activity. The record is from RefSeq and is a predicted model, not a curated record. Gene Ontology annotation, cellular component: nucleus.